UUCAUGUUCCCAGCAACAAGCAGAAAGUCCCUACUGGUGUCUGGCAGCCAAACUCAUCAUCCAGCCCAAUACAAUCACCACGAUCAUGUCCGCCACAGCCCCCCCAGCCUACGAGCCACACAGCUCUCCGCCCUCUUACGACUCCCUCGUCGACAAAGUCUGCCAGCUGGUCGGGUCCGACCCGACCCCGCAGAAGUUCAUCGAUGCCGCCGCCACGCUCUCCGAGAGUGAGAUUGAGAUCCUCAAGGACGGUGGUGACUUUAGCGACCCAAUCAAGAACGAACGGGACAACAAAGUCUUCAGCACGGGCGCAGCGAAGGGGCUGGCCUCGCCCGAGUGCGCAGAGCACCUGCGCGCAGCGUCGAACGCGGCAGUAGAGGCGUCCAACGAGAUCGAGCGCCUCUUCGUGAGCCUGCACCUCAAGAUCGCGCAGAUCGACCGCAUCCAUCAUUCCGGUUUUGAGCCGAAGUUGGUUGAGAACCAGGUGGCAUAUCGAGUGGUUCUCGCCGACAGUCGGAACCUUGCGACCGAUAUCGCGGUCCAUGGCAAUCGAUUCGAUGACAUGAUUAUCCCCUUCUGCUUCGAUGAAAGCAUUUCCGUAGAUAGUCGACGCACAGUGCUGAACCGGUUUCUUGAUCAAAUGGAUACAGCGCAAGCCGAUGCCCGUACCAUGGAGCACAAAUUCAGCCAGCUCCAGACAAACUUCACCUCCUUCAUCGCCGAGUUCUCUGUCUGGGCCCGUGACCGGGAAGAGCAGCUCAAGCAGGAGAUUGCCCGGGUGCUGGAGGAGCUCGAGGAGCUGCAGGACAAGCUAACAUCGCUGAAUACCUCGAUCCUCGCGCUCGGGGGUGGCGCGCUGCUGCUGCCGGCCAUCACCGCGUUGGCCGCCGCAAGUGGCAUCCUCGGACCUUUCCUUGCGAUUGGUGGGCUGAUUGCGCUUGGAGUGAGUGUCGCGGCAAUUGUCUCGAUGGCGGCGCUUGCAGUCGCCAAAGCCGCUACCGAGUCGCAAAUCCGCGCCAAGGAGCGGGAGAAAGCAUCGCUCGAGAAUCAGAUCGAGCAGAUCCGGCUGGCCCGCCAGGAGCUCAUGGACGUGGGCGAGGACAAGCUCGAGGCCUUCCGCGUCAACCUCAAUGUGCUGCAGUCGGUCUGGACCAGUGUGGCGGCGGAUACACGCAUCAUCUCCGGGUAUCUCAAUGGUGCGCUAGAGAUUGCGGAUAUCCCGGAGUGGAUGCAGUGGGACUUGGAGAAUGCGAACUCCGUUUACAAGCGGAUGGCGGAGUAUUUGACCAACUAUGCGAAGGGGACUCCGAGCUGAAAGCCUUCAAGUAUCCUGUGUUUGCUUCACACCAUCCAAUUGGUAUUCGCGCGGACAGACCGUUUUUGUGGCGCGGAGAUGGAUAAGAUCGUCUGUGCAUUCGUUGUAGUCAGUGAAUCUUGUACUCCAGGCUGCUCAGUGAAGAAAGUGUCUUUUCUCAGGGCCGUUGCGAGCUAGCCCCGGAAACCAGCAACUAUGCCUCACACGUCUGUGUCUAAGCAUCAUUGUUGUCCACAUAUCGUCAUGUCUCCAAUAGAAAGGUCAGGGUGUAUGUUGCGACCA
Aspergillus aculeatinus CBS 121060 is the source of this 1597-nucleotide messenger RNA. RefSeq lists its product as uncharacterized. NCBI's taxonomy places the organism in Eukaryota, Fungi, Ascomycota, Eurotiomycetes, Eurotiales, Aspergillaceae. The record is from RefSeq and is a predicted model, not a curated record. The transcript is spliced from 8 exons. The coding region runs from base 86 to 1315 and encodes 409 amino acids.